GCCUGCCCAAAUUAAGCAGUUUUUAGAGCCUGGACARGCAGCUCAGGUGGAAUCAGCUUUGACAUGUCUGUGCUCUGACUGCAAACAAGCCAACUCCACGUGUGAGACGGACGGCGCCUGCAUGGUCUCRGUCUUCAACCUGGAUGGUGUCAAACACCACGUUCGGACCUGCAUUCCUCAGGCAAAAUUGAUUCCUGCUGGGAAACCCUUCUAUUGUCUGAGUUCAGAGGAUCUGCGUAAUACUCACUGCUGCUACUCCGAUUUUUGCAACAAAAUUGAUUUAAUGGUUCCCAGCGGACACCUGAAAGACAAUGAGCCCCCAUCAAGCUGGGGUCCCGUGGAGCUGGUGGCGGUGAUUGCCGGGCCCGUCUUCCUCGUGUUUGUUGUGAUGAUCAUCGURGUUUUUGUUUUCCAUCACCACCAACGAGUCUAUCACAACCGCCAGCGGCUGGACAUGGAAGACCCUUCUUGUGAAAUGUGCCUUUCCAAGGAUAAGACUUUGCAAGAUCUGGUCUACGAUCUCUCCACCUCCGGCUCUGGCUCAGGAUUGCCUCUGUUUGUCCAACGGACCGUGGCUCGGACCAUUGUCCUUCAGGARAUCAUCGGCAAAGGCCGUUUUGGGGAGGUGUGGCGGGGCAGGUGGCGUGGAGGUGACGUGGCAGUGAAAAUCUUCUCUUCACGUGAGGARCGCUCGUGGUUCAGGGAAGCAGAGAUUUAUCAAACCGUUAUGCUGCGCCACGAGAACAUCCUGGGCUUUAUUGCUGCAGAUAACAAAGAUAACGGGACRUGGACUCARCUSUGGCUCGUCUCCGACUACCACGAGCACGGCUCUCUCUUUGACUACCUAAAUCGCUACACGGUGACCAUCGAGGGCAUGAUCAAGCUUGCCCUUUCUGCUGCCAGCGGGCUGGCCCACCUGCACAUGGAGAUUGUGGGCACUCAGGGAAAACCCGGGAUAGCUCACAGAGACCUGAAAUCCAAAAAYAUUUUGGUGAAGAAGAACGGCACGUGUGCCAUCGCUGACCUUGGCCUGGCUGUCCGGCACGACUCUGUCACCGACACCAUUGACAUCGCGCCCAACCAAAGGGUUGGAACCAAACGAUACAUGGCCCCAGAAGUCUUGGAUGAAACCAUCAACAUGAAGCAUUUUGAUUCAUUUAAAUGUGCCGAUAUCUACGCCUURGGCUUGGUCUACUGGGAGAUUGCUCGAAGGUGCAACGCAGGAGGUAUCCAUGAGGAGUAUCAGCUUCCCUACUACGACCUUGUACCCUCUGAUCCUUCCAUUGAGGAGAUGCGGAAGGUCGUKUGUGACCAGAAAUUACGGCCAAACAUCCCAAACUGGUGGCAGAGCUACGAGGCACUGCGGGUGAUGGGCAAGAUGAUGCGAGAGUGCUGGUACGCCAACGGAGCGGCUCGGCUCACCGCCCUCCGCAUCAAGAAAACCCUCUCGCAGCUCAGCGUCCAGGAAGAUGUGAAAAUUUAGGCUCUGAGCCUCAGCAGGAGGAAACUGCACAGGAGCUGCUGUGCUAGAGUAGACGUGUGAUGGAGGCCUACCUCGUGUUUCAGCCCAACUUACUGCUACAACCAGACAGCGGGACCUGCAGGCUGCUAGGCAGGGGGACGGAGCCUUAGGAAGCGCUCUCUUCCCUGCUUGGGUAUGAAACAAUCCGAAAAACCUUUUGUGAUCACCUCCUGAGAGCGUGGAGACUUGAGAAGGGACUUCACCCGAGGGAUCUCAGCCAUGAUCGUAACUUCUUUGUUCUUUUCAAGGAAAUUCCUGUAAAGUUCAGCGUGUGUUGAGCACCCGUCGGGGUGCUCGGUGCUGGGAGCGGGAAGGGAAAAGGGAAGGUUUUUCUUGCAGUUCUCUCGAGGAUUUUUUUUUUCCAGGGACUGGCACGUCGAUGCAGAAAAAGCAAAACAAAUGGUGCUCUCUUCCGAGAGGCUGAGCCGGAACAGUUGAUCAGCUUCACAAAAAAAACAAACAAAAAACCGUUUUUCCCUCCUUUUCUCAAGCUUGAAACGAGUCCAAGUCGGCGCCGGUCGGUGUCUGCAUGCGCGAGGUGCGCGUGUCCCCGUGCCUGGUCAUCUCCUCCAUAGCCGUGUGCGGUGUCUGCCUGUGGGUGGYUCAUCUCUGUCCGUGCUUCCUGUGCAUGUGCAAAUCUCCAAGUGUCCCGUUUGUGAGCUGUUUUUUGCGCUGGUGCUCUCUCUCUCUUCUCUCUCUCUAUCUCUCCGUGCUGAGUUUGUGAGCGUCGUGGAGCUUGGACAGGCUGCUGCAGAGCGGAUGAUCCGCGGCUUCCUCCGCCGCCGGCUGCCAGAACGUCCCCAUCAGGUUGCCUCACUGCCACCCCCUUCCCUUUUUUUAAGACAAAAUAAGGAACUGAGAAUCACUCCUGGAAUCCAGGUUUUUGGUUUUUUUUUGUCUUGAGCCCCUGGGGUUUGUAAUUUUUGGUCGCAGGGAGCUGAGAUGUGUCAGAGGUGGAGCAGGCGCGUGGGGAAAUGCAGGACUCAGUUUCCCUGGGAACACAAUUCCCAAAUCCACCAUCCAGGCAGAUUUUUGGGGGCCUGAUGAUYUGGGUGCUGGGGGUGCUCUGCACCUCCCAGAAACACCAGGCAGGACCUGACAUCAAGUGUGGGUUGGCAAAUCAACAUCCAUCUUUUUAAUAUAGAUGUAUAAAUAUCUCCUAAUGUGGAAGUGGCUGUGUCUCAGUGUGGGGUGGGGGGAUCUGCAUGGGUUUUUUUUUUUGAUUCAGGUGGGGUGACUACAGCAACCAUGGAAUUGAGGGCUGUGGCUGCCAUGAUGGCUUUGGCAGUCCAAAAGAGCCGUGGUGUGGAGGUCAGAUCAGUGUCUGCAUAGAGAACUCUGAAGCCAUAACUUUUAACUGGAGUGGUUUUGAUUAUUAUUUUUUUAAUUAUUAUUAUUAUUAUUGUUGUUGUUUUUCUGGGAGGGUCUGGAUUUUAACUUUUUUGAAUAUUGUUAAUUCUUUCUAAGAGCAGAAAAACAAUCUCUGAUUAUUACCUCUUGACCUGUUGGUUUGUAAGGAAAUCACUGCAAAAAAAAAAAAAAAAAAAAAAAAAAAAAAAAGGAAAAAAAACCAAAUGCACAGCUCGAUUUACACUGGAACUGUUUUUACUCUGACCUUGCUCCUGCUCUCUUAAGGUGAGGUUUCAUCUCUGCUCUGGCUGCCAGGGUUAAGUCUUUAUUUCAAUCCCUCUGUUCUUGCUGUCUGUGUCCCUGUCCGUGUGUCCGUCUCCCCCAAUUCCCUGUGUGUUCAUGACCUUGUAUAAAUGAGGAGUGUGGUUUUUUUGAAUCAUGUUAGGAGCCGUUUUUGCAUCCCCCGAGGAGUUUUUUGGCGAUGUGGAUCUCACYGAGCGGGACAGGGAUGCCCUGUCCCAAUUUCAGAGGUCCCCAGUGUCCCUUAAACCUUUAUUUAGUGACCCAAGGGUGUGGUGGCCACUUCCAGGUGGUCCUGAGGAUUUUAGAACAGUCCUUGGGAGCUGGGGGAAGGACAGGAUGGACAGGAAGGGACAAUCACCCACCCAUGGGUGCUGCAGGAUUCCCGAGGAUGCCGUGAGCUCCCCAACUUGCACUGACCCCCCUUUUCUCCAACUGUAGCCACACAUGCACCUGCCUCAGCGCCAAAACCAAACAGCCACGAGCCACGAGGAAAGGAUUUUAGGAAAAAAAAAAAAAAAAAAAAACCUCGUUUCUAGAGAGAGAUGGGGAAAAAACCGAGCGGGAUCCGCGGCAGGAACGCUGACCAUGUAGCAUUUACACAGCACUUUUCACGCAAACCGGUGCCCAGGGGUGUGCCCAGUGCUUGCAGAGCUGCCCGGCUCCAAAACUUUUGCAGAGGUUUUGGGGGAAAAAAAGCAGAAUUCCAGGCAGUUCUGAGGGGAGCCCGGUGYAGGAUGAGGAAAAGGGGGGGGUUCAUCAGCGGUACGUGGCUGCAGGACAGAACUCUUGGUACUUCUCUUGCCCCUUUUGAUUUGUUUGGUUUUGUACAUUUUCUUAGCAAAGGACUGUAAGAAAAUAGCCACUUAGCCACUUUACCUCUUCAGUAUGCAAAUGUACAUACGGUGUAAGAUAGGAAAUCUUUUGUUUAAUAUAAAACCAGGCUGUCGAUUUCUGCUGUACAUUAUUAAAAGUUUGUUUUAUUCA
Molecule: messenger RNA, 4159 nt
Organism: Malurus melanocephalus (red-backed fairy wren)
Lineage: Eukaryota; Metazoa; Chordata; Aves; Passeriformes; Maluridae
Gene: ACVR1B
Product: activin A receptor type 1B
Exons: 9
Coding region: 122-1483 (453 amino acids)
Biological process (GO): protein phosphorylation; activin receptor signaling pathway; nervous system development
Cellular component (GO): activin receptor complex; plasma membrane
Molecular function (GO): activin binding; activin receptor activity, type I; ATP binding
Source: RefSeq, a predicted model, not a curated record